Molecule: messenger RNA, 4580 nt
Organism: Scophthalmus maximus (turbot)
Lineage: Eukaryota; Metazoa; Chordata; Actinopteri; Pleuronectiformes; Scophthalmidae
Gene: nampt2
Product: nicotinamide phosphoribosyltransferase 2
Exons: 11
Coding region: 168-1649 (493 amino acids)
Biological process (GO): NAD+ biosynthetic process
Molecular function (GO): nicotinamide phosphoribosyltransferase activity
Source: RefSeq, a predicted model, not a curated record
UUCGUUGUCGUACGUCGUCGUCGUCGGAGGAGGAGGAGGAGGAUUCCCUUCCCGCCGCCGCUGCUCCGGUGUGUGUUAGCCCCGAGUCCCGGCUCGAGCUCUCUGAGUCGCUGCGAGGAGACGGACGGAGCCCGAGGCGACACGCUCAUUCAUCCUCGACGUCAACAAUGGCAGCGCACGACUUCAAUAUCUUGCUCGCGACGGACUCGUACAAGAUCACACAUUACAAACAGUAUCCUCCGAACAUCAACAACAUCUACUCCUACUUUGAAUGCAGACGCAAGAAAGGUUCCCAGUUAAGCGAAGUGGUGUUCUUUGGUCUCCAGUAUCUGUUGAAGAAGUACCUCGCAGGCCCCGUGGUCACAGAGGAGAAGAUUCAGGAGGCCAAGCUCUUCUACCAAAUGCACUUCAAACAAGAUGUGUUCGAUGAAGAAGGCUGGAGGAAACUCCUUGAGAAACACGAUGGCCGCCUCCCUAUCCGGAUCAAAGCCGUCCCUGAGGGCAGGAUUAUACCCAGAGGCAACGUGCUCUUCACUGUGGAAAACACUGAUCCCAACUUCUACUGGCUCACCAACUACAUUGAGACCAUGCUGGUGCAGAUGUGGUAUCCCAUCACAGUCGCCACCAUAUCCCGGGAGUUUAAGAAGAUCCUAGCCAAGCACCUGAAGGCCACCUCGGGGAGCCUGGAAGGACUGGAGCUGAAGCUGCAUGACUUUGGCUACAGAGGAGUUUCCUCCCAGGAGUCUGCAGCAUUAGGCGGAGCAGCUCACCUGGUGAAUUUCUGCAGCACAGACACGGUGGCCGGGCUGCUGAUGGCUCAGAGGUACUACAGCUGCCCGAUGGCCGGCUUCUCCAUCCCAGCAGCAGAGCACAGCACCAUCAUCUCCUGGGGGAGGAACAGGGAGAACGAGGCGUUUGAGAGAGUCCUGGACCAGUUCUCCUCUGGACCAGUCUCGGUGGUCAGCGACAGCUACGACAUCUUUAACGCCUGUAAACACAUCUGGGGAGACAAGCUGAAGGAGCGCGUGAUGGAGCGGAGCCACGACUCUUGUCUGGUCAUCCGACCAGACUCAGGAGAUCCCGCAGAGACUCUUAUUGAGGUCAUCAAGAUCUUAGAAGAGUGUUUUGGUUGUUCUGUUAACGCUCAUGGAUACAAGGUGCUGCCUUCUUACCUGCGGAUCAUUCAGGGGGAUGGCAUCGACCUCAGCUCAGCGGACGAGAUUCUUCAGAAGCUGAGUGAUGAGGGCUGGAGUGCUGAGAACGUCUUCUUUGGAUGUGGCAGCGCUCUGCUUCAGAAACUCAACAGAGAUACACUCAACUGCGCCUUCAAGUGCAGCUACGUGGAGACAAAUGGCAAGGGGAUGGACGUAUACAAGCAGCCGGUGACCGACCCGUCCAAGGGCUCCAAGAGGGGUCGGUUAUCACUGAGGAGGAACUCUGAUGGCUUAUUGGAGACGAUAGAGAGAGGAGCAGGGAAGCCUGAGGAGGACAUGCUGGUAACUGUUUUUGAGAACGGCAGCCUGGUGAAGGACUACACUCUGGAGGAGAUCCGGAAGAACGCCCGGCUGCGCGACGAGGACCUGGAGCCCGCCCUGCACAACCACAAGAGGGAGCUGCUGCACAAUCAUAUCAUCAACGGGAUUCAUUAGAUCAACCACGGUCCCCCCAACAGCCCCCCCCCCCAGACCAUGAACAGAAUAUUCCUGCUUUCCACAGGGCUCACUGGAAUGAAGACAUCCUUCUGAGAAUAAACUCAACGUGUUGAAGGGGAGGGAAAAGCUUUUUCUUAUAGACCACCACCCUCCGGCCCCUCCCCCUCCUCUCCUCUGCCCUGGCACGACCACGAUCAGAACUGAAGCUCAGGGUCAGACAUGAUGCGUUCUCAUACUUUGAUUUCAAGAUCACUCUCCUGAAUUUGUAGUUGCUACUGAACAUUACAACAAUAUUAGGGAGUUUGCCUCUAAAGAUAUUUUUUCCGAGCUUCUUUUUCAGGCCUAAAAUGACCUAAACAUCCAAAUAUUCCAAGCUUCCAUUACAUUUCUAUUAGAGUUGAAAGAGCAUUUUAGACAAAAUUUUACUAUGAGAAGAUAUGAAUUGUACCAGUGUUACUGAUUAUUGUAAAUAGUGCGUCAUCACAUCAUUUUACAUUACAGUGAUUGAUAUAUAAUAUUUAAUUAAUUGUUAGUGUCAACUCUUAUUUAUCAGAAGAACAGUUUAUUGCUCCAGCUGCCAUUUAGUUUGGGUUUCCACAUUAUUAAUAACAUAUAUAAUUCGGUGAGCAGGGUCACAGAUGGGAUCCAGCCUCUGACAAAUAGAAUACUUGCUCUUAAAAUGUAACUGAUCUUCAUCACCCAUUAAACAUCCACUGUGUUGGUAGAAAAAAUGAAGUGGUCGAACCUGGAACCAGAGCUCCCGUAGCCGUGGACCAGAGCCGCGCUCGGAAACAUCACAUCACGUUCAUUCAGCAGACGCUUUUGUCCAAAGCGACUCGCAAUAAGUGCAUUCGACCAUGAAGAUAUUAUCCCCCGAAAAAGGCAGGUGUAGUUUCCUCGGUUAUUCUGUCGUACUUUCCAUUUGCUGCAUCACCGGCUCCUGCUGGUCUGCAGCUGGUGGACAGACGGCCGGGCGUUAUCCGGUACGAUACACGGAUGAACUCAAUAAUCGGCUGUCCACAUCCUGAUGCUCCCUCCACAGCACUUCACUGAUGGAGGGUCAUUUCGUUGGUGCUUCCUAACCAAUUUAGCCUUAGUUUCAUCAGUUCACACAGGAUUUCCCCCCCCCCCCAUAACACUGGGACAUGUCAAUGUGAAUCAUCAGCGCGUCAAGUCCCCGCCUCAUGUACCCCUGAAUUCUCUUCAACUGGCACGGCGUUGUAACUUAGCUCCUUGUUGCCAGGGCGUUGACGAAAUCAAAGUGAACGGCGAAUCAACCCGCAGAAGUUUGCUGCCGUAAAUGAGCGACACACCCAGUAUCAGUAACACUUCCUCCUCCUGGUUUCACAAGGCUGCUCAUGCUAACUACCUCUGUAGCCAGUCGGCUAACGGCGUCGAAGCGAGGAGCCGGCGGUAGCGGUGUAAGCUAGCUCCCUAUUGGCUUGAGCAACCACAUGAAUAACACGAGACAUUAGUUCCUGUUCUGGUUUCCAGUGACUGUGGAGUUUUCUCUUGACUGGAGUUGACGCAGGCGCAGACACGUUCUCGUAUUUCUAGCUCCGAUUCAAACACUAGAGCAGCCAUAUGAUUAAACGUCUUCUGUUUCAGUGAAACGAAAGUGUGUGUUCAACAACGUCUGACGUACUGAUGGGAGCCGGAAAUGCUGGAAUCUGCGGUGAACGUGGCUCAUGUACAGACAUGAAGGUCACUGUACACACUCACUGUAUCAAUAUGUGCCUUCAGGGCACGGUGGCCUUUUUUUUGGCCUUUUGACCUCUGGACUGGCUUCCAGUCAAACACUUGUGCUGCUGUGAAGACACAGCAAAGGCACGUUGCACUGCCCCCUCGUGUUCACACGGGACCCAUCAACCUCCUGUCGUGGUCUGGAAAACUGGAUUUAGAUUGUUUUAUUAUUGGCACAAUUUGAAUUGAGUCCUUUUUGAUCACAUGAUUAUAUUGAUAGUUUAGUAAUUAGCAUUAGUCUCAGUCACAGUCUCCUUAUUGAGAUGAUGCAUCGAUAUCCGCUCGCAUUACAAAUGGUCUGUGUGAUGAUGUCAGCGACUCGCUCAGCAGUAUGUGUUUCUAACCAAACCACCUCAAACUGAGUCGCAUCAUUCUAUCCAUUUCUCUGUUGUUUGAUAUUGAUGUACAACGGGGUUUUGCUACUUACAAUUUUCUAACAUUGUUUGCUGUGGCAUACAGUUUUUACUUUUUGACUGAUGUUUGUUUUUGCAGAUAAACCUCAAAAGAAAAUUUUAAAUAGGCCUUUAAUUAAGCAACGCUAACAUGUGGUGACAUAUACUGGACUGGGGGGGUAAAACAAUUCAGAUCCCUCGAUGGAACAAUAGAUACUGGUAAACGAGACUUUAUUUAAAGUAAGAUUUAUUUGUUUUUGAAGAUGAAUAUUUUUAUGGGCAUAACAGGAAAAAAAUAUUUUGGUGUUUACGACAUUUUAUCUAAAUGUUCCGACGGUACAUGUAUCUGAUGACCUGAAUUGAGAAAAAGAUAAUGUCAAAUAUAGUGAAUUUUGAAGUGGCCCCUCCCCUUUCUCUUGAGCAGCUGCCUGCUUCUGUCAGUUACAACAGAUCCACAUCAGCACUGACGAAUAAAAACACGCUGCUCAUUAUUACUUUUACUUUCUGUUAACGUCCCGCCCCCCCAGCAACAUAUCCCACAACAACCAGUUCAGUGUCUUGUCUGCAGGCCACAACCUGUUGGUUUCGGAGAUCGUGAGUCAUGAAGGAGUGAUGAUGUACACGUGCUCUACCUCUUGUGUAAUACUGCCACUAAUCAUAUAAUCGGAUGCCAUGUUGUAAAUAUCCCUUUGACGCACGUUUGCUUUGAACUGAUUUAAAUGUUAUUUACUUUUGAUUUUCUUUGUUUCACUGACCUUUUCUCAGAUUAAAAAAAAUGCUGAAAACCCUCCAA